Xenopus laevis (African clawed frog) is the source of this 1794-nucleotide messenger RNA. RefSeq names its product receptor activity-modifying protein 2 (gene ramp2.S). Lineage: Eukaryota; Metazoa; Chordata; Amphibia; Anura; Pipidae. The record is from RefSeq and is a predicted model, not a curated record. Bases 111 to 599 code for a protein of 162 amino acids. The transcript has 4 exons.
UACACGGAUUCUGUACUUGUGCAGGAAAAGCUCCGCUUCCUGAAACCCCUGUUCUCGCUUAUUUCCCACUCUGCUGCUUCAGCUGGUCAAUAGCACAGAGAAAUCCCAGGAUGGAGUAUAGGAUUCUACGGACACUCGCACACACAUUGCUGCUUCUGCUCUGCUCUUGGGUUGCCUGUUCAGUGGCAGUACAGCAGAACCUCACAGAAACUGCUCAUAACGAGACCAUGUCCAAUGCAAUAGUUACAUAUCUUUAUUAUGCACAGAUAUGUUGGUUAAAUUACACCCAGCAGAUGUCCAAAGUAAACUCAGAUAAUUGGUGCGAAUGGCUAUAUAUCAACAGACAUUACAGUGAUUUAAGAAUAUGCCUGGAGACCCUGGCUGAUGUUUUGAGUAUUCCAUUCCCAAAUGAGAUAGCCGAUCACUACAUCAUGACAGGACACAGGACUUACUUUGUAAACUGCACCCUGCAGUCUCAAGAGCUUGCAGACCCUCCAGAACAUAUUCUUCUGGCCUUAAUACUAGCCCCCAUAAGCAUCAUCCCAUUUCUGGUCACUCUCGUGGUUUGCAAAAGUAAAACUACCAAGCCACACACCUAAAGCCAGGCAUGCAAAAUACUGUUGUUUCCUCCCAGAACUGCCUGUAAAUGUGCCAGAAUUUGGCUUGGACGGACCCAAGCUUAUUUUAUGAUCAUGCCGGCCCCUUGCUCUUCAUAUUGAAGUCUGAUUCCUGCUACUUUGUGAUAUGUCCAAUGGCCAUAUUACUGAUAAUCUAUCAUCUGUAAACCUUUUAUAACAUUAUUUCACUGGAUUCAACCAAUGUGAAUUGAAACCAAAGAUACCCACUGGAUUUAUUUUCAGUAUACAUGACCAACGGCUGCUUCUUCAUAAGUCAUUUAGCAACGUUCGUGAAAUUGCCUUCCAGAGAAAACUGGUUAUUCCAGAAAACUGUUGUAGUAUUACAGGAUUGGGAGAUAAAUAUUGCUGAAUCGAUGAUGUGCAAUCUAAUGAGACGUUAAGAGGAUAAUCAACACUCCUAACGGGCAGGCAAGAAACAUGAUUCCGGACACAAACUGUGAUUAAACCAAGAAAUGUGGCAUUUUUUUUAGAGCAUAAUUUAUAAAACGAUUGUCUUUGUAAAGACAGAAUUACCCAUAAAAUGGGGGAAAAUACUUUUGACUUGGCAAACUGGAGAUUGUGUGUGUGUAUGUGCAUCAUCUAUUGUUUUAGUUACCUUUAGCUAAUGAAAUGUUUAAGAAAUAUAUUUUUAUAUAUGUACAUUUCAUACUACUGUCAUUUUCUGAAAAGAAACCUAUAGCGUGGGUAACACCAUAAUCCUUUACCCUUAUUAUAAUAUGAAAAAUGCCUCUACUGGAUGGCCUUCAACUUGUCGAACUACCUAUAUCAUAGCCAAUGGGCAAUACUUCCUAUUCUGUUCUCUCUGAUUAAACAACAAUGCGAGUGUGUUGUGCCACAAAAUCAAAUGAGCACAGGGGAACUAUUAAGUUUGCACUUACUGAUUUCAGAAGGACUUUUUUUUUAGUGGAUACUUAACUAUAAGAAAAGCUUUUUGCAUUUUAACAAAUGACAUGAUUAUUUGUCUGCAAUAAUUGUUCAAUAUUGGUGAAAAUAUACAUAAACCAAAUGUAUGUAACGAAUAUCUAUGAACUUUUGGAUGUUGAAGGUCUAGUUCAGAUUAUUCUAGUUAUUGUGCUUAAAGAGAUAUGAAAAACAUGAUCAGCGAUGGUCAGGAGAAGGCCUGUUAAAAAGCUAUUAAAUAUGUUUGUCCAUGAAA